AAAAAAGUUCGACGACGGGCCUCACCUUGCCGCGAACCCAACCAGAAGCGGGCGAACACCAGCAUAUCCUUGACCGAACCCCCAGCAAUUGGCCAGGAAACGCAUCCGCACAGCGACUCAAACACACUCUCAACUUGAAGGCGAUUCCCUUCUUUCUCUCCACCAACAAUGUCUUUCCGAGGCGGCUCCCGUGGCCGCGGUGGCUUUGGCGGUCGAGGUGGUGGCCGUGGAGGAGGUUUCCAGCAGCGAGAUAUGGGCCCGCCUGCUCAGAUCCUUGAGUUGGGCAAGUUCAUGCACGCCUGCGAGGGUGAGAUGGUCUGCGAGUCCAGCAACCCCAAGGUCCCUCACUUCAACGCCCAGAUCUUCCUCGAGAACAAGACGGCCGUCGGCAAGGUCGACGAGGUCCUCGGUCCCAUCAACCAGGUCUUCUUCACCAUCAAGCCCACCGAGGGUAUCCAGGCCACCUCCUUCAAGGAGGGCGACAAGUUCUACAUCGGCUCCGAGAAGCUCCUGCCCCUCGACAAGUUCCUCCCUAAGCCUAAGCCUCCUCCUGGUGCUCCCAAGCUCAAGCGCGCUGGCGGUGGCCGUGGCGGUCCCCGUGGUGGCGGCCGAGGCGGCUUUGGCGGUCGCGGCGGUGGUGGUCGCGGCGGCGGUUUCUCCCGUGGCGGCGGUGGCUUCUCCCGAGGCGGCAGCGGUUUCGGUGCCCGUGGAGGCGGUCGCGGCGGCGGUGGUUUCUCUCGUGGUGGCGGCGGUGGUGGUUUCUCCCGAGGUGGUGGUGGUGGUGGUUUCUCUCGAGGCGGUGGUCGCGGACGUGGCGGCUUCAGCAGAGGCGGCUAAUCAACCGAGUCAACGAUGGACGAGAAAAGACGGGGGUACGACUACGCUUGUUCAAAGAGACAUCUGGGGUUUUCUGGCGUUUAACGGUGGCUUGUGCUUUGGUUGUUCUUUUUCGUCCCCUCACCCGGGACGCUAUAUCCAAUCCUGCGAGACGGUACGGCAUUGGAGUUUGUACAGACACAAUGGAUACGUGGAUCGAGGAGAGAGAAAUAAAAAGAGUACCCUUUUCCAUGCUCAGU
Messenger RNA from Ilyonectria robusta, 1076 nucleotides. Its product is annotated as Gar1/Naf1 RNA binding region-domain-containing protein. The transcript is spliced from 3 exons. Gene Ontology annotation, cellular component: box H/ACA snoRNP complex. Lineage: Eukaryota; Fungi; Ascomycota; Sordariomycetes; Hypocreales; Nectriaceae. Bases 169 to 837 code for a protein of 222 amino acids. Gene Ontology annotation, biological process: ribosome biogenesis; snoRNA guided rRNA pseudouridine synthesis. Gene Ontology annotation, molecular function: box H/ACA snoRNA binding. The record is from RefSeq and is a predicted model, not a curated record.